Messenger RNA from Dovyalis caffra, 186 nucleotides. Lineage: Eukaryota; Viridiplantae; Streptophyta; Magnoliopsida; Malpighiales; Salicaceae. The record is from the annotation of a GenBank genome assembly.
GAUUGUCCGCAGGCGAGGGGAGUGGAAGCCCGAGGUGUUUUUGGAGGUCCCGAGGGGUAUUCAACGAACUUAGGAUGCUCGGGCGGAUGGCGGAAUGAAGAAUUGGAGUUUAAAGGCUUGAAGAACUCUAAAACUCGAAACCCAAAAAGAGCAAUGGCUCAAAAGUCGCCCAACAAAAUUGGUUAA